Messenger RNA from Giardia duodenalis, 558 nucleotides. RefSeq names its product RabJ-like protein. The coding region runs from base 1 to 558 and encodes 185 amino acids. The transcript has a single exon. Gene Ontology annotation, molecular function: GTP binding; GTPase activity. Lineage: Eukaryota; Fornicata; Diplomonadida; Hexamitidae. The record is from RefSeq and is a predicted model, not a curated record.
AUGCCUCCGCCGCCGAUCAGUAACAAGCCUCUGGUCGUUCGGCUCAAGGUUACCACUGCUGGUAUGUCACAAGUGGGAAAGUCCUGCCUUAUUAAAUACUAUUGCGAGGGGCGCUUUGUCAAGAAGUACCUCCCCACGAUAGGAGUUGAUUACGGGGUGCGGGCGCUUGAUCUCGAAGGAUGUACAGUGCGGAUUAACUUCUUCGAUCUGUCUGGGCUUGAUGAGUAUCAGGACAUUCGGAAGGAGUUCUACUCUGACACUCAGGGGUUGCUUCUUAUUUUUGAUAUGUCCAAUCGGGAUUCGUUCACUGCCCUAGAAAAGUACUACGGCGAAUUCAUCAAAUCGUCAACGGGAGCUGGAGCAGGAGCAGGGAGUGUUUCUAUUUACGUGAUUGGCACUAAAGCUGAUCUGCCAGCAGCCGUCUCUGUCGACGAGGCAACAACGUAUGCCUCCCGACUGAAGGGGGUCUUCUUUAAGGUUAGCAGUUGUACCGGUGAUGGAGUAGCGCCUGCAUUAAACACAAUCUUCAAGCAACUCUUUUCGAAGGCAAAGGCGUAA